Molecule: messenger RNA, 2157 nt
Organism: Marchantia polymorpha subsp. ruderalis
Lineage: Eukaryota; Viridiplantae; Streptophyta; Marchantiopsida; Marchantiales; Marchantiaceae
Source: the annotation of a GenBank genome assembly
AAAAAAUGCUCUCACUAUGAACACCAGGCGAAGGCGUAAGUCGGUUGGCAGUUUCGAUCGAGAGGCCAAUGGAUCAGGGCAACAAGAAAACCUGCACAACAAUGGCUGGGCAUUAUUGGCCAUCGCAGUACCGUAGAUAGACCAUUAUGCGAAUUUAACACGAUCGAAAGCGUCGAUGAUGAGUGAACUUUGCUGAGCGCCAUAAUAUUUCUUUUCUUCCUUUUCUGUUUGCAUGGUGGACAUGAUCGAGGAGUUUUUAGAAAAAAGAGCGAGAAGCUCAUGCUUGAUGGUUUUCUCCCGACGCCACUUUCGUUUCCAUCCAGUUCGAGAGUGAUGGGAUAGUAGUCGCCUGAGGUUUUAACUUAACACUCGCUCCGUAUAAUCACGACGCGACAGGUAUCCUGAAAGCAGAAUUUGAAGCAGGGGCCUCACUUCGUACCAGAAGGAACUGCGAGUGAAGAUUUCGUGAUUUGAGAGUUUCCGGGAGUGAGCAAGUAUUGGACGUUUCUGAACCAGUUUUGAGGGACAGAAGUUUGAUUCGGACGCGAUUUCAGGACCGGAUUUGUAGCUUUAGACUGCAGAGUUUCUUCCAGACCCAUGAUCACCCUACUGCCUCACUACAGGUCACAGUAUCUCAGAGUUCCUCAUCUGUACGCCUUGUCUCGAGCUGGUAUCAGCGGCAACAUCGUGCGCACUUGCAUUCUUCCUGCUGCUAAUGGUAGAACGAUGAGCUUGUCUGCCUCUGUUGGAUGCAGCGCAUAUCGUAGUGCAAGUGCUUUGGAGGGAAGCGUUGUGGAUGAAGUGAAAAUGUCGGAGGUUUCCACACAGGAGGCCAAGGUGACCACGAGAAGUAAAACGAAACCAGCUGUAGAGGUGGAAGGGUUUUCCGUAGAAGGGAUAUCUAUCGGUGGGCACGAGACAUGUAUCAUGAUUCCAUCCAUCAAAGUCGCCUUUGACAUCGGUCGCUGUCCACAGCGUGCCAUUUCUCACGAUUUUCUUUUUAUAUCCCACGGUCACAUGGAUCACAUUGGUGGAAUUGCCAUGUACGUGGCAACAAGAGGACUCUACAAGAUGAAGCCCCCGACUGUCAUUGUUCCGAAAUGCAUCAAAGCUACCGUGGAGAAACUGCUGGCAGUUUACAGGGAGUUGGAUGGAUCUGAGCUUGCAGUCAAUCUCAUAGGCAUGGAUGUCGGUGAGGAGUAUGAUAUGGGCAAAAAUCUCGUGGUUAAAGCUUUCAAGACUUAUCAUGUUGUGCCCAGUCAGGGUUACCUAGUGUAUGCUGUGAAGAAAAAGCUGAAGCCGGAAUACUUGAAGCUCUCGGGGCCGGAAAUCAAAGACUUGAAAAUGUCUGGAGUUGAGAUCACAGACAUCUCUAGAUCCCCUGAGGUGGCUUUUACUGGGGACACCACUGCAGAAUUUAUUACCGAUCAGGCAAAUGUGGAUGUCAUGAAAGCAAAGCUACUAAUUAUGGAGGCAACUUUUCUUGACGAGAGUACUACUUUGAAUCAUGCUCGUGAUUGGGGUCAUACUCAUAUAUUUGAGAUUGCUGAGCUUGCCGAUCGGUUUGAGAACAAAGCCAUCCUUUUUAUCCACUUCUCUGCACGUUAUCAAAUAGAGGCCAUUUUCGCUGCCGUGAAGAAACUUCCCGAGACUUUACGGAGUAGGGUUACACCUUUCUUAGAAGGGUGGUGACUUGAGGAGUCACUGUCGUCCAGUUGUCGAUAUUGAAUCUGUAGCUACAAAUGUAACUCGAAAGCAUAUUACUAUCUAUAUUCUAGAGCCAAUUGCCAUUUUUUGCUGAUUGAGUCACUAUUAUGGUAUGACUUUGAGAUCAAUCCAUAACAUUUUGCAUGUGUGAGUAGCUCUGCAUCUUACCUUAGCGGGGCCUCUCAAGAGAGGUGCAUCGAUGUAGAUGUGUCGAAUAAUGCUACGUGGAUCCAAAUUAGACAACGUGCGUCGGGCUUGUCGAUAAGAAUUAAAUCCCCAACCACCUCGUGCAUCCAUGUAUCCUACAUCAGAGUAGAAAUGGGGCUGUAUUCUAAAGAGUACAGAAGGGUCUGUUCCGUGGUUCCUUUGUCUUGAAGGUGGUGGCCUUCUUUGGCCUUUUCCAUCCAUGCAGAUUAUCUGGAAGGUUGUGAUCCUAGAAAGUCGUGAUCC